Messenger RNA from Pelodiscus sinensis (Chinese soft-shelled turtle), 1256 nucleotides. RefSeq names its product C-X-C motif chemokine ligand 11 (gene CXCL11). Lineage: Eukaryota; Metazoa; Chordata; Testudines; Trionychidae. Gene Ontology annotation, cellular component: extracellular region. Gene Ontology annotation, molecular function: chemokine activity. The record is from RefSeq and is a predicted model, not a curated record. Gene Ontology annotation, biological process: immune response; chemotaxis; defense response.
GACUCCAGCUGAGCAGCAAGUGGAAGAAACAGCAGCAGCUCCAGAGCAAGACAUGAAGUUUCUUACUCUUCUCUCACUCCUGCUUCUUCUGGCUGCAGAUCUGCUGCAAGGAAUGGCAACCUCCAGCAGAGGACGCUGUCUGUGUGUCGGACCUGGUGCAUCUGCCGUCCACCCAAAAGCUAUUGCAAAAGUUGAAAUAUUUGGGCAAACCAGCAGCUGUGAGCAAGUUGAAGUGAUUGUCACACUGAAAGGGAACGGGAAAAGAAGAUGUCUGAACAACAAAUCCAAGCAAGCAUCACGCAUGAUACAGAAAUUAUUGAAAAGAAGUAAGUAAGAGCGGUGUCCAGAAAGGAAGACUAUGCAAAAUAACUCGUGGACAUGGCUGCCCAUGCCAUUUACCUGCUCAUAUGGAGGACAAGCACCUGGCAAACCUGACUGCUCACUGACGUGCUAUUCCGUUACUGCUAGUACAUCACGGUGUGUGGUUCACUCCAAAGAAGAUAAAAUAUUUGCAGCUGUUUUUCCAUGUGUCUUAACAUCUGUCAUCAAUUUUCACACUCGUUGUUUCCACUGUUGUUGUUUAGCCUUUGUCAGGGCUUUGGUUAUCAAAGACUUGAACGCACCAAAAAAGAUUUGCAAGGGCUUGCACUCCAUUAGGUCCUCUCUGUAUUUUCCUUAGAGAUGCUGUAGAUCUCUAUCCCAAAGAAACCAGCUGAGUCUUGUGGGUAAACCAUUUAUAUUCUAUGAAUACUCAGGAAGAACAUUCUCUUCUUCAAAAAACAUGCACGGGAACAGUGUUCCCUGUAAGCUGAGAGCUUGAGCAGCUGCCCAGGAUAGAGUCAAAUGCUACCUAGCUGACUGACACAGCACCCACAGCUGGCAGCAUAUGUUCCUAGUGGUGGUGCCCAUCCACACAUGCCUUGGUGCACAUAACAAAAUUUAUUCCACACAUGGAUGGAAAAAGUUAGAGGGAACAUUGAAAGGGAACUCCACAGUUAGAUAAAAACAUGCUUGAUACAAACUAACAAAAGCCAGCAAACUCAAGGUCAGAGUUUUAACCCUAGCUUUCACUCAUAGUACUGAUUGAUUUGUUUCACAAGAGAGUUUAAGAGGGAUUGUGACCCUCUGUUUUGGAUUUUUCUCUUUGUAUCAUUCUGAUUGUAACCUUGAGACAUAAUCUGUCAUGAACAGUGAGACAUAAGGUAUACCUGUCAAAAAGCAUACCUUAAAAUACAUACAGGUACAUUUUAUUUUGU